Molecule: messenger RNA, 1164 nt
Organism: Zygotorulaspora mrakii
Lineage: Eukaryota; Fungi; Ascomycota; Saccharomycetes; Saccharomycetales; Saccharomycetaceae
Gene: HST4
Product: NAD-dependent histone deacetylase HST4
Exons: 1
Coding region: 1-1164 (387 amino acids)
Biological process (GO): regulation of DNA repair; negative regulation of transcription by RNA polymerase II; pericentric heterochromatin formation
Cellular component (GO): mating-type region heterochromatin
Molecular function (GO): NAD+ binding; histone deacetylase activity, NAD-dependent
Source: RefSeq, a predicted model, not a curated record
AUGGAUCAGUCCACUAAGGUAUCACCGGGCUCUCACAGUAGAAGUCAUAGCUUUCCGCUAACACCUCCAGCUACGGUGGAGAAGCCUAGCUGUGAUGAGAUCGACGAGACGCGUACGAUAAAAGAUAUUAAGCCUAGAAAACUAUUCACCAAGCUGCGAAAGAAUACUAGAAAGCCCAAACUGAAGCAUAGGCCAGAAAGCGGCACCGUUUUUGAUUUAGAUCAGUAUAUGAACGGACUGUGCGGUAAGAAAGAUGCGAUGAAUGCAGCCUUUGUUCGAUAUGCCUUUCAGCAUAGUAAGAGAAUCGUGGUUGUCAUCGGUGCUGGUGUCUCAGUGGCAGCCGGUAUUCCGGAUUUCAGAUCAAGCGAAGGCCUUUUCUCCAUUUUGAAGGGCAAGCAUUUUUCAACUGGCAAGGAUCUUUUUGACUUUAAUAAGGUAUACUCCUCUGAUGAAAUGAGCAUUGCGUUUAACAGCAUGAUUACCAAACUGCAUAAGAUGUCUAGCGAGGCCAAACCCACACAGUUUCAUGAGCUGCUAAACAGAGUUUCCUUGGAAGGUAGGCUACAACGACUGUACACGCAGAAUAUAGACGGUUUGGAUACCCGUUUGAACGAUCUUCAGACAAGAGUUCCCCUAGAGAAGCCAAUUCCAUCCACCAUUCAGCUUCAUGGCAGUAUAAAUCAUAUGGUGUGCAAUAAGUGUGCAAAAAUCGCACAACUGGAUCCAACCAUUUUCAAGAAUGAAUUGUGUGACGAGGAAAAUUCCACCAUAAUACCCACUUGUAGGCAGUGCGAGGAGUUUGAGUCUGUUAGAGAAAUUGCGGGCCUGAGACUCAAGGGAAUCGGAAAACUGAGACCACGAGUAGUUUUGUACAACGAAAUACAUCCAGAAGGUGAUAUUAUAGGAGAGGUCACGGGCACUGAUCUUAAGAAGAAACCUGAUUGCCUAAUCAUUGCAGGCACAUCCUUGAAAAUACCUGGUGUCAAAAAUAUCUGCAGACAAUUCGCACAAAAAGUAAAAUCUUCAAACGGCAUUGUGCUUUACAUGAACAAAGAAAUGCCCUCACAAAGUAUGAUAGAUCAUAUUGGUUGUGUAGAUCUAAUACUGCUGGGUGAUUGUCAAAACGUACCACAACUUCUGCAAGAUUCUACAGAAUCAUUUUGA